AUGACAACAAUUAUUGAAUUAUUAUAUAAAUUUGACAAAUAUUUAACAAAUAAAUUACAAAAAAAUUCAUUUACAUCAAAUCUUUUAAUAACACCAACAUCAAAAUUUAUAACAGAAAUUUUAAUUAUUAUAUUUUUAAGUUUAAUAAGUUAUGAAAUUAUAUAUUGGAGUGGAAUAUAUUUAAAAAUUUGGGAAUAUCAUGCAAAAGAUAUAUUUACUGAAAUUCCUAUACAUUGUGCUCAUAUAAAUAUAAAUUUAAAUUUAGUUAAGGGUGAUAAAAUUGAUCAAUUAAAUGAAUAUUAUUUUGAAAAACAAAAUCAAAUCAAUUUUUUAAAUUUAUUAAAACAAAAUAGCAACAAAACUAAGUUUCAAGAUUUAUUUGAAUUUUCAAAAUUUAUAAAAUAUUAUUUUGAAUUUAGUCCUGAUGAUUUUGAAAUGAAUAAAGAACCAGAAUUUGGUUCAACUAUUUUACAUUUACGUAAAAAAAUUUUAAAAUUAUUUAAUGAAUCUGAAAUUUAUAAUGAUUAUAACACUAACCAAAUUAAUGUUAAUGAUGUUAAAAUUUAUAAUAAUUUAAAUCAUGAGGUUCCAAUUGAAGAAAAUGGAAAUUAUUUAAGUAAAUGUAAUAUUGAAACUGGGAAUAUAAUAGAUGUUAUUAUAAUAAUUUGA
Lodderomyces pseudojiufengensis is the source of this 669-nucleotide messenger RNA. RefSeq lists its product as uncharacterized. NCBI's taxonomy places the organism in Eukaryota, Fungi, Ascomycota, Pichiomycetes, Serinales, Debaryomycetaceae. The transcript has a single exon. The coding region runs from base 1 to 669 and encodes 222 amino acids. The record is from RefSeq and is a predicted model, not a curated record.